CGACAGUCUUCAUGUGAUUCCGAGACGCCGGCGGGAUCGGCACUCGCCGCGGUUUCACCUGCUACCUCAACGUCGCUCUCUCCGACAACCAAAAUCGAUGCCUUGCUCGACGACAAAACACAGAGCGUCGACAAACUCCUCUCCGCUCGGAAAACUUCCGCACUCUUAAUCAUGAGUAUUUUCGCUGAUUCAACCUGUGCUUGGGAGAGGUGGUCGCAUGGAAAAGUCAGGGCACCGGGUGCUUUCAGUCUUCUUUAAUGUAGAAGCCUCCGUUGUCUGAAAGCUGUGGCUAAUUGUGCUGACCUUCCUCUCUAGGCGACCGAGCCUUUUGGAGAUUCAGAAAAUGUUAGCCAUGGCCACAUUGGAUGGUACUCGCAUAAUUGGAAUCUGGGGAAAGGGAAAGAUGAUAUCCAGAGAUCAAGGAACAUCAUAUUGAAAG
Linum tenue is the source of this 439-nucleotide messenger RNA. The record is from the annotation of a GenBank genome assembly. Lineage: Eukaryota; Viridiplantae; Streptophyta; Magnoliopsida; Malpighiales; Linaceae.